This is a messenger RNA of Rattus rattus (black rat), 5975 nucleotides long. RefSeq names its product CD302 antigen. Lineage: Eukaryota; Metazoa; Chordata; Mammalia; Rodentia; Muridae. The transcript has 39 exons. Gene Ontology annotation, molecular function: signaling receptor activity. The coding region runs from base 80 to 5686 and encodes 1868 amino acids. The record is from RefSeq and is a predicted model, not a curated record.
AGGUUGCCCCAGAGGCGUCUUGAGACCCGCGGGGCUCACCCCUGGAGCCGGUGCGGGCAGCAGAGGCUUGGGACUGGAGAUGGGGACGCGGUGGGCCACCCCGGGCCGGGCGACGGGGCUACUCGUGCUGUUGCUGCGGUGCUUUGAGCUUGUGGAGCCUUCAGGUAACGAUCCAUUCACCAUCGUCAAUGAAAACACUGGCAAGUGCCUCCAGCCGCUGUCUGACUGGAUAGUGGCCCAGGACUGUAGCGGAACUAAAAACAUGUUAUGGAAGUGGGUGUCCCAGCACCGUCUCUUUCACCUGGAAUCCCAAAAGUGCCUUGGCCUAGACAUUACCAAAGCCACAGACAACCUGAGAAUGUUCCGCUGUGACUCCAAAGCCAUGCUGUGGUGGAAGUGUGAGCACCAUUCUCUAUACACUGCUGCUCAGUACAAGCUGGCUCUGAAAGACGGAUAUGCCACAGCCAGCACAAAUUCAUCUGAUGUCUGGAAGAAGGGAGGCUCCAAGGAAAACCUCUGUGACCAGCCUUACCACGAGAUAUAUACCAGAGAUGGGAACUCCUACGGGAGGCCUUGUGAAUUCCCUUUCUUAAUUGGUAAGACAUGGCAUCAUGACUGCAUUCGGGAUGAAGACCAUAAAGGGCCAUGGUGUGCCACUACCCUAAACUAUGAAUAUGAUCAAAAGUGGGGCAUCUGCCUACAACCAGAAAAUGGCUGCGAAGGUAAUUGGGAGAAGAAUGAGCAGAUGGGAAGUUGCUACCAGUUUAAUAACCAGGAAGUUCUGACUUGGAAGGAAGCUUAUGUUUCUUGUCAGAACCAAGGAGCUGAUUUACUGAGCAUCCACAGCACUGCAGAAUUGGCCUAUAUUACGGGAAAAGAAGAUAUUGCUAGAAUUGUUUGGAUUGGACUGAAUCAGCUCUAUUCUGCUAGAGGCUGGGAAUGGUCAGACUUCAAGCCACUCAAGUUUCUUAACUGGGAUCCAGGCACGCCCAUUGCACCUGUGAUCGGUGGGUCGAGCUGUGCAAGAAUGGACACAGAGUCCGGGCUGUGGCAAAGUGUUUCCUGCGAAUCUCCGCAGCCGUACAUCUGCAAGAAGCCAUUGAACAACACGGCGGAGCGCCCAGAUGAUUGGACGGACUCAGAUACCCGCUGUGACGGGGGCUGGCUGCCUAAUAAAGGGUUCUGCUAUCUGCUGGCAAACGAAAGUGGUUCCUGGGACGCAGCGCGUUUGAAAUGCAAAGCCUUGGGUGCAGACCUCACCAGCAUUCACUCCUUAGCAGAUGUGGAGUUGGUCGUCACAAAACUCCACAGUGGGGAUGUCAAAGAAGAGAUCUGGACAGGCCUGAGGAAUACAAACAGCCCCACUUUGUUCCAGUGGUCGGACGGGACGGAAGUUACUCUAACGUACUGGAAUGAGAAUGAGCCAAACGUCCCCUACAAUAAGACUCCCAACUGUGUUUCCUAUUUAGGAAAGUUAGGUCAGUGGAAAGUCCAGUCCUGUGAAAAAGAACUCAGAUACGUAUGCAAGAAAAAGGGAGAAAUAACUAAGGAGGCACCGUCUGAUGAGCUGUGUCCGCCGAAUGAGGGCUGGAAGAGACACGGAGAAACCUGUUACAAGAUUUAUGAGAAAGAGGUUCCUUUCGGGACGAACUGCAACCUGACCAUCACUAGCAGGUUUGAGCAGGAGUACUUGAAUGACAUGAUGAAGAACUACGACAAGUCCCUUCAGAAGUACUUCUGGACUGGCCUGAGAGACGCCGACUCCCGAGGAGAGUACAGUUGGGCCGUGGCUGGGGGGGCGAAGCAGGCUGUGACCUUUUCCAACUGGAAUUUUCUUGAACCAGCGUCUCCGGGCGGGUGCGUGGCUAUGUCCACUGGAAAGACUCUUGGCAAGUGGGAAGUGAAGAACUGCAGAAGUUUCCGAGCACUUUCGAUAUGCAAGAAAAUGAGGGUCCCCCAGGCAUCCGAGGAAGCGGCCCCGAAGCCUGACGACCCCUGUCCUGAAGGCUGGCACACUUUCCCUUCCAGCCUUUCUUGUUAUAAGGUGUUCCACAUAGAAAGAAUCGUAAGAAAGAGGAACUGGGAGGAAGCCGAAAGAUUCUGCCGAGCCCUCGGAGCACACCUACCCAGCUUCAGUCACAGGAGUGAGAUUAAGGACCUUGUCCAUUUGUUAAAGGACCAGUUCAGUGGGCAGCGCUGGUUGUGGAUAGGUCUCAAUAAAAGAAGCCCUGAUUUGCAAGGGUCGUGGCAGUGGAGUGACCGUACACCAGUGUCUGCCGUGAUCAUGGAUUGGGAGUUUCAACAGGAUUACGACAUCAGAGACUGCGCUGCUGUCAAGGUACUUGACGCACCUUGGCAUAGAGCCUGGCAUUUCUAUGAUGAGAGGGAAUACGCUUAUUUGAAGCCAUUUGCUUGUGACGCAAAACUUGAAUGGGUGUGCCAGAUUCCAAAAGGUAGCACUCCCCAGAUGCCAGACUGGUAUAAUCCAGAGCGCACUGGAAUUCAUGGGCCCCCAGUUAUAAUUGAAGGAAGUGAAUACUGGUUUGUUGCUGAUCCCCACUUAAACUAUGAAGAAGCCGUCUUAUACUGUGCUAGCAAUCAGAGCUUUCUUGCCACCAUAACAUCUUUUACAGGACUAAGAGCUAUCAAAAACAAAAUAGCAAAUAUAUCUGGGGAUGACCAGAAGUGGUGGGUGAAGACGAGCGAGAAUCCAAUUGAUCGUUACUUCCUAGGCUCGCGACGCAUGUGGCACCGUUUCCCCAUGACGUUUGGAGACGAAUGCUUGCACAUGUCAGCCAAGACAUGGAUUCUUGACUUAAGUAAACGAGCAAACUGUAAUGCCAAGCUGCCCUUCAUCUGUGAAAAAUAUAAUGUGUCUUCAUUAGAGAAAUAUAGUCCAGAUCCUUCAGCUAAAGUGCGGUGCACUGGGAAAUGGAUUCCUUUUCGGAAUAAGUGCUUUCUAAAGGUCAACUCUGCGCCCAUUACAUUUUCUCAAGCAAGCAGCAUUUGCCAUUCCUACGGUGGCACCCUUCCUUCUGUGCUGAACCGGAAUGAACAAGAUUUUAUUAUAUCCUUGCUUCCGGAAAUGGAAGCUAGUUGGUGGAUUGGUCUGCGCUGGUCUGCCUACGAAAGAAUAAACAAAUGGACAGAUGGCCAAGAGCUGACCUACAGCAACUUUCACCCACUGCUGGUCGGUCGGAGGCUGAGCAUACCAACAAACUUCUUUGAUGAUGAGUCUCACUUCCACUGCGCCUUGAUUCUUAAUCUCAAAAAGUCACCGCUUACUGGGACCUGGAAUUUUACAUCCUGUUCAGAACGCCACUCUCUGUCUCUCUGUCAGAAGUACUCAGAAAUUGAAGACGGGCAGCCCUGGGAGAACACUUCGGAAACCGUGAGGUAUCUAAAUAACCUGUACAAAAUCGUCUCGAAGCCCCUGACCUGGCACGCUGCUCUGAAGGAGUGUCUGACAGAGGGCAUGCGGCUGGUGAGCAUCACAGACCCUUACCAGCAGGCCUUCCUCGCCGUGCAGGCCGCCCUGCGCAACACCUCCUUCUGGAUCGGACUCUCCAGCCAGGACGAUGAACUCAACUUUGGUUGGUCAGAUGGGAAACGUCUUCAUUUUAGUAACUGGGCUGGAAGCAACGAGCAGCUUGAUGACUGCGUGAUAUUAGACACGGACGGAUUCUGGAAAACAGCCGACUGCGACGACAGCCAGCCGGGAGCCAUUUGCUACUACCCAGGAAAUGAGACCGAGGAGGAGGUCAGACCACUGGACAGUGCUAAGUGCCCCUCUCCUGUGCAGAGCACCCCAUGGAUACCGUUCCAGAACGCCUGCUACAACUUCAUGAUCACAAAGAACAGGCAUAAGACAGUCACCCCGGAGGAGGUGCAGUCCAUGUGCCAGCAGCUGCAUUCUAAAGCACAUAGUCUGAGUGUUCGAACUGAGGAGGAGAAUACCUUUGUCGUGGAGCAGCUUCUGUACUACAAUUACAUCGCCUCGUGGGUCAUGCUAGGAAUAACCUAUGAGAACAAUUCUUUGAUGUGGUUUGAUAAAACUGCAUUGUCUUACACACACUGGAGAAAGGGGAGACCAACUGUGAAAAAUGGCAAAUUUUUGGCUGGUCUAAGUACUGAUGGCUUCUGGGAUAUUCAGUCCUUCAAUAUUAUUGAAGAAACACUUCAUUUUUACCAGCACAGCAUUUUUGCUUGUAAAAUUGAAAUGGUUGACUACAAGGACAAGCACAAUAGCACCCUGCCCCAGGUCAUCCCAUAUGAGGACGGCGUCUAUAAUGUCAUUCAGAAGAAGGUGACCUGGUAUGAAGCCCUGAAUGAGUGCUCUCAGAGCGGGGGAGAGUUGGCGAGUGUUCACAACCCAAACGGGAAGCUCUUUCUGGAAGAUGUUGUGAACCGUGACGGAUUCCCUCUCUGGGUUGGGCUCUCGAGUCAUGAUGGAAGCGAAUCGAGUUUCGAAUGGUCCGACGGCAGUGCGUUUGACUAUGUCCCGUGGAACAGCCCACAAUCUCCUGGAGACUGUGUCGUCUUAUAUCCGAAAGGAAUUUGGAGACACGAAAGAUGCCCGUCUGUUAAGGAUGGUGCUGUUUGUUACAAGCCUACGAAACCUAAAGAGCUGUCCUCUCAUACGCAAUCAUCAAAAUGUCCAGUGGCAAAGAGGGAGGAUGUGCAGUGGAUCCAGUACGGGGGUCACUGUUACUCGUCCGACCAGGCUUUGCACAGCUUCUCAGAGGCCAAGCAACUGUGUCAAGAACUUGAUCACUCUGCAACUGUUGUCACCAUAGCGGAUGAAAAUGAGAAUAAGUUUGUGAGCAGAUUGAUGAGGGAGAAUUUUAAUAUCACGAUGAGAGUCUGGCUGGGACUGUCUCAACAUUCCCUCGAUCAGUCUUGGAGUUGGCUCGAUGGAUUAGAUGUGACAUUUGUCAAGUGGGAAAAUAAAAGUAAGGAUGGCGAUGGGAAAUGUAGCGUUUUAAUAGCUUCAAAUGAGACCUGGAGAAAAGUCGAAUGUUCCCGUGGCUAUGCAAGAGCUGUCUGCAAAAUUCCUCUGAACUGUCCUUCAUCCAUCUGGGUUCAGUUCCAAGGCAGCUGUUACACUUUUCUUCAAGUAACCAUCAAUGUGGAAAACAUAGAGGAUGUCAGAAAGCAGUGUACUGAUCACGGGGCAGACCUGGUAAGUAUACACAAUGAAGAAGAAAACGCAUUUAUACUGGACACUUUACAAAAGCGAUGGAAAGGCCCGGAUGACCUUCUGCUUGGCAUGUUUUAUGACACUGAUGAUGCAAGUUUCAAGUGGUUUGAUCAGUCAAAUAUGACAUUCGACAAGUGGGCAGAUGAGGAUGGUGAGGACCUAGUUGACACCUGUGGUUUUCUGUAUGCCAAGACAGGUGAAUGGAGAAAAGGAAACUGUGAAAUGUCUUCUGUGACAGGAACACUUUGCAAAACAGCAAUCCCAUAUGACAAGAAGUAUUUAUCAGAUAACCACAUUUUAAUAUCGACUCUGGUGAUCGCUAGCACAGUGACUCUGGCAGUUUUGGGAGCGGUCAUUUGGUUCCUCUACAGAAGGAGCACACGCUCUGGCUUCACCUCUUUCUCUCCUGCACCACAAUCGCCUUACAGUGAUGCCUGUGCUCUGGUAGUUGCGGAAGAAGAUGAAUACUCUGUUCAGCUGGACUGAGAGUUUGGGAACAUCAGACGAGCACACUGAACACCUUGACAAUAAAAUAAUUUCCUGUGCAAGAUUGUCAUGUAAAAUUUGCCACGGAAAACUGAACCUUUUAUGGUAUUCCUUAUUCUUCUAACAAUAUUUUCAUGUAUUCAAUGUGACAAAACAUAAACCUUCUGAUUAAAAGGAAAAAAAGUAGGUUUCAGAAAAGGAACCAGCACAGAGCUAACUUACAAGUUUUCUUAAGUAGUUUUCAUUUGAAUAAAUGAAAGCUCCAGUACAAUAAAGCUGGUAAAACGCA